Messenger RNA from Callorhinus ursinus (northern fur seal), 4830 nucleotides. It is a transcript of the gene ANGEL2, whose product is annotated as angel homolog 2. NCBI's taxonomy places the organism in Eukaryota, Metazoa, Chordata, Mammalia, Carnivora, Otariidae. The record is from RefSeq and is a predicted model, not a curated record. Gene Ontology annotation, biological process: 3'-UTR-mediated mRNA stabilization. Gene Ontology annotation, molecular function: 3'-5'-RNA exonuclease activity; mRNA 3'-UTR binding.
UUUCGCGGCGCAAGAUGGGGACUUGGCGGCCGGCGAGCCGGAGCCUCCCAGCAUGCCUUGCAGCCGGGCCCAGAGUCCCGACGUCUAGUGAUGGGGUGCCCCUGGUGCUUUCGGCCGCCAGAUCGGGUGUAGAGGUUGAAGUUGAGCCCCGGGCCUGGGAAUUGGACGCCCGCAGAGGGCAAGAUGGAAGCGUGGCGCUGUGUGAGGAGGGGCUACGGCCGCUGUGUGGUGGGGAGAGGCCGAUACCCCAUGUUACCCCAUCACCAGAAGAGUCUGGGCAGAGAUUGGACGACACCGUGGGAGAAUCUGCAAAGGUGUUGCUGGAACAGACAUAUUUCUAGUUGUAUGAGGUGGCCUGGACAUUAUUCUCGUGCUCCUUACCCAUACUUCAGUAGUAGGCAUUUUUCACUAAAUUGGAGACCACCUUGUUUGUUUGAGUCUAGAACUCCGUUUCAGUACUGGAACUGGAGACCUGACAACCUGAGCCAGACCUCUUUGAUUCAUCUCUCUAGUUACAUCAUGAACUCUGAGGGAGAUGAGCCUUCAUCAAAACGAAGAAAACACCAAGGCACAAUACAACGACAUUGGGAAUAUAUAUGUAACCAUAAUAAAGACAAGACAAAGAUCCUAGGAGACAAAAAUGUUGACCCCAAAUGUGAAGACAGUGAUAACAAGUUUGACUUUUCAGUGAUGUCCUAUAAUAUACUUUCACAAGAUUUAUUGGAAGACAAUUCACAUCUUUAUAGACACUGCCGGCGGCCAGUUUUACACUGGAGUUUUAGGUUUCCCAAUAUUCUGAAAGAAAUUAAACACUUUGAUGCAGAUGUACUUUGUUUGCAAGAAGUUCAAGAAGAUCAUUAUGGAGCAGAGAUCAGGCCAAGUUUGGAAUCUUUGGGUUAUCACUGUGAAUACAAGAUGCGGACAGGAAGGAAACCUGAUGGCUGUGCCAUUUGCUUCAAACAUUCCAAGUUUUCACUCUUAUCAGUGAACCCAGUGGAAUUCUACCGCCGUGAUGUUCCUCUGUUGGACAGAGACAAUGUUGGAUUGGUGUUACUCUUGCAGCCCAGAGUUCCGAGGGCUGCCUCUCCUGUGGUCUGUGUAGCUAACACACAUCUGUUGUAUAACCCAAGGCGAGGCGAUAUUAAGCUGACCCAAUUGGCCAUGCUUCUGGCAGAGAUUUCCAGUGUUGCCCAUCAGAAAGAUGGCAGCUUCUGCCCUAUCAUUAUGUGUGGUGACUUUAAUUCUGUUCCUGGUUCUCCGCUUUAUAGUUUUAUAAAAGAAGGAAAAUUGAAUUAUGAAGGACUUGCCAUCGGCAAGGUAUCUGGCCAGGAACAGUCUUCACGGGGACAAAGAAUUUUAUCUAUUCCAAUUUGGCCCCCAAACCUAGGUAUCUCACAGAACUGUGUGUAUGAGGUACAGCAGUUACCAAAAGUAGAAAAGACAGACAGUGAUCUGACACAGACAGAGCUGGACAAAACAGAGGUCCUAGUGACAGCUGAAAAAUUAUCUUCAAAUUUACAGCACCAUUUCAGCUUGUCGUCUGUUUAUUCACAUUAUUUUCCUGACACUGGAAUUCCAGAAGUGACCACCUGUCAUUCCCGAAGUGCCAUAACUGUGGAUUAUAUCUUCUAUUCUGCUGAAAAGGAAGAUGUUGCCGGGCAGCCAGGAGCUGAAGUUGCUCUGGUUGGUGGCUUGAAACUUUUGGCCAGACUAUCACUCCUUACGGAACAAGAUUUGUGGACUGUUAAUGGACUUCCAAAUGAAAAUAAUUCUUCAGAUCAUCUACCUUUAUUGGCUAAGUUCAGACUUGAGCUGUGACUCUUCUUUGAUUACAUAUAUACUUUUCUUUCCAAUUUAUAUUCUUUUUCAAAAAAAUGUAAAAUAUUUCUUGAGAGUUUGCAUGUUUAUUUUUGCGCCGUGGAGUUUCUGAAGAGGUUAUGUUAAAUGCUUGAAACAGAUGUCAGAAGAAACAAGUUUACAACAAUUUUCUUUGUAAUACCGAAAAAAUAUUUUCCUGACAAGUGCGAUCCAAACGCUCCUUAUUGUAAAAGAGUUGUAAAUAUUUUUUAUUCUACAUCCCAGUAAAAUUGACAGUGAUUUUUAAAUACAGUGCAUCCAUCCUCUUUAGUUAGUAAAGAAUUUCAGUUGAUGUUUUUGGCAAGCUUUAUGGUGGAUCCAAAGUGUCUUUGAGUUCUUGCAAACCACAACUCAUUUCCCUCCCAGAAGGCCUGAUUUCAUUGUGAGGACCAUCUGUUUGUUGAAUCCUAAUUAGUUCAUCUCGGAAAUCACAAGUGUCCAGGCAACCAGUUUAGCUUGGUUUUGAGGGGGCUUAUAGUGCUUUCUAAAAUUGUACAAAUUGCUUAAUCCGUCUUAUUACUCUCCUGAGCCGUGUACUAUGUCUGCAUUUUGUUGGGAGAUGUAGGUCACCAUUACUAGUAGGUGAGGUGCUGUAUACACGCCCUCUUUCCAUCCUGUGACAGACCAUUCCAGCAUGCCUGAGAGAGGCAAAGACUGGGUUAGAAUGCCUUUGUUUCCCUAAGCACUUUGCUUUUUGUGUUUUUUUCUUUUUUCUCUUCAGUUUCAAGAAGAGAUCCCUGGGUUGGGGGAGAGACUAUUUUUCUGAACCAGUUCUGUGGAAAUUCAUUCUAUGAGGAAACUUGUCUUUAGAACAAAGUGGCAGCUAUAAGAUUCUUUUGGUUUUGCCUUAGAUAUUUAGGAAGCCUGCAGAACUAGCAGGGAGAUACCAACUUGGAGACCUAAUACUCUUAAGUAGUAAUUGUAACCAUCUUAGUGGUUUUGUUUCUAAGAUGUUACUUUGUUUUCUUUUAUAAUAAGGCAGCAGUGUGAGGUGGUGCUGACAUUUUUUUGUAAAGUGGUUUAAGAGCAGGUCUAGUGAGUCCCACAGUUGGCGCUCUGUGAGUGUUUGGAUCAAACAUUUUAAAACAGAAAAAGUGAACAUGUCCUCUUUUUUUAGACAUUAGGAUCAAAGAAUUAUGCGCAUUUUUACUAAGUAGUAAUUUUAUAUUCAAUUAUACUGAAUUAUAAAAGUUUUUACAAUGGGUGUUCUUCAUAGAACACCUCAUCUUAAAUUAGAAAGCAGUAGUUACUCCAGGUCCUGGACUCUAAAGGUUUUUGUACUAAAGUAUAUUUACUACAGUUAUUUUUUAAGAAAAAAAAUCAAAUGACUACCUGAACAAGGCGUGUGGGUUAUAAGGAUUUACCUACUAAAAAUCAUAAUAAGUAUUUUUAAAUGUUUAAUUUCUCACUUUUUUGGGUUUUUACUUAUAGUAUUAACUGUAGUUCUAAGAUUUUCCACAUUUUCUAGUAACAGUCUGCAGAAUAUUGUAUGUUCUAAUUAGCAGAUAUUGUCAUCAUGAAAUAAUAGUAUAAUUAAUCCCUUUUAAUAUUGGGGAAAGAAAAAUGAAAAUUCAUUAAUUACUGCUUUGUGUUUAUGUGAGUUUAACAGAUAACUUUGUGUAUAGGUCAUUGUUGCUAAACUAACAUCUCUGAAAACUUCUGUGAAAAUUUAAUUUUUUAUGUCCUGAUCAAUAUAUUGAUUUUAGGCCCUUUUCAUGUGCUUCACUUUGUAGAGUUAAUCCAUAAAAAUGUUUUCCACUUUAGCCUUUAGAAUGUAAUAGUAUUUUGUGAACUGGAGGCCAAGAGGUCAGUCAAUGUAACCUUCUCACAGGUUUUUAAAGCUCCACUAAAAUUAACUAUCCAUUUGUCUUCACUUUUUUUUGGUCAGAAGAAUUGCUAACUCUCUUGUAUUUACCUGCCAAAAGCAUUUAAACUGUUUAAUUGCUGAAGCCAAAUCACCCCCAAUCUGAAGUGGUAUACUGGCCAAGUUUUAAAAUGGAAAGAGAUACUGUGGAGUAAGAAAUGUUGGUUUUACUAUACCUUUUGAUAUCAAGAUAAGAUGCAUGUUUGAAAUCUUGUCCUUUUUUUUUUGGAAUUUAGCACCUGUCUGCUUUUAACCCUUUGCUUUCCUAAAAAACCAAGUUAGAGAUCCAGAGAGUUCAAGGGUUGGGGAAACAGAGAAGUCAAGUUAUUUGCACUUUGUCUCUAUGAAUCACCUAAUAAAUUAUUACUCUAGUGCAUCUGUGCCUGGAGAUUUUGUGGUAGGUGUGCUAAGUGUGUAUGCUGGGCUGUUCCCCAUUCUAAACUACUUCAUUACCCUAAAGCCUAUAUUACUUAGGGUGAUGCUAAAAUCUAAGUGAGUUCAGAUGUGGCAAAACAGAAUAGUGUUGAAUAUAGGGUCUGGAAAUUGUGGAAGAAGACAAGGAUGAGGGAGUGAUAAAUGAGUUUACUGGGACAAGUAUGUAGUAAAAGGACAAGAAAAAAAUAAAUCACACCAUCUUACGUUUUUGGAAGAAAAAGAAUCCUUAAGUUUCCAGGAUGGUUUUAUUAAAGUCCCAUGCUGUGUAUAAACAUACAAGUGAUGAGAAAAACAUUAACUUGAAACAUGCACUUAUCUGGCAUUCUCUAAAAUACCAUUAUACAAGUUUUCCUUUACUUAGAAAAAUACCCACUAAAACAAUCACAGUUUUCCUUAAAGAUUUAAAAAAAAUGUAUUGGCCAGAACAAAGUCCAAGAGAAUAAACAAAAUUCUGAAUUGUGUGUCAAAAAAACUGUACAAGGUUGUACAUAAAACUAUAGCUUACAAAAAGCCUCGGGUAUAGUAAGAAUACAGAAUUAAGAUUUCCAAAGUUCUAUUUACCAAUAUCUAUUAAUAAAAUCCUUAUGAAAUAAUUGACUUAGAAAAAGUGAAAUGCUCAUGAUUUCAAAGUGUAUAGAAAAUACUAAAUAUCACUUUCUGAAAUAAAGUAUACU